UGGCAAUACUCCUUUGUAUUGUAAACAAAAUGUAAUAACAUGGCUGUCAGUGGAUUUGAGACACGGAGCCUGUGUUCAACAAUUAUUAAUGAAACUGAAAUCAAUGCACAGAAUUUGACUGCAUCUCCACCUCUAUAUUCUGAAAUACCUGGAACAGUUCCUCUAAGCAAUGGACCUGAAAAUGGCCCUCCACCCUCUUAUGAUGAAGUCGUCAACCCAGAUGCUUCACCUCCUACUUACCAAUCUCUCUUUGGACAAGUACGGGAGGCACGAAAAAAUUCAUCUGGUGUUGUGGAUUUUUUAAAGAAAGUUAUCAUAUUAUUACUUGGCACAAUUGGUUGCAGCAUCAUUUUAGGAAUCACAAUAGUUGUUCCCAUCUCAAUGAUAUUAGUUGGGACCAACUAUUUUGGUGAGUGUCCUGUUGAGCAGUUCAUUCCAGUAUAUUUAAUUGUUGGUGGGACAUUUGGCGUUGCAAAAAACGUCUUGGGUUUCUUUUCUCGAUGGAAAAUGAAUGAGAAUGGCCAAGAACCGUUAAUUCAUCGUUCCCGGGAUAGUAUUUUGAAUUGUUUUCUCAUUGCUUGGUUUAUCACUGGUUGCAUCUGGACAUAUAGGGUAUAUGAGCCUGAGUAUGAAGAUGAAAAAAGUCCAUUUUACUGUAACAAAACUCUAUACAUGUUUGCAUUUUGGCUUGUGACCACCACAUUCAUUGUUGUUGGUCUGAUGAGUGUUUUCAUCAUGUGCUUUGUUGUAUCUUCUGUUGUCACUGCAAUUGAGUGAUUCAGCUUAAUCAUUGAUUUGUCAAACUUUGUAAUAAAAGUUUUAUUGCUACUGCCUUCUCUUCAGUCAUGUGCCUGAAAAAUGCAGUAAGACCAUGUUACACUGUUGUUUUAACCCUCAGAGAGACCACUUAUUUUGAUCUAAUGGCUAAUGGCCUUUAAGAAAUUAAGAUUAUAUGUAUUUAAUCAAAUCUCUUAAUUUUGGAAAAAUAUUUUAACUCUGAAAUUUUCAGAUAUGCAUCUAAAAAUAUAUAAUUUACUUUUGACCUGAUGAAGAAAAAUUGAGGAGGCCUAGAUGGUUUUGUAAUGAAAAAUGGUUACUUUCAUAUUUAAUUUGACAAAAUUCCAAUUAUCCAAAUAGUUUUGAGAAUGGUGGAAAAAUCUGUUAACGAAAUCUUCCUGAAUAUAAACAAUGAAACGAAUGACUAACUGACAUAUUGCAGAAAUGAUAUUUCUGUACUUUAAGUAUUCAGAACUUAAAAGAUUAUUUUUAUAGGCAUUCAAUUAAAUUUUACAAGUAAAUUUCAUGUCUCCUGAGGAAUUACUUUCAUUUUCUCAAUUAUCCGGAUUCAGCAUGCUCUCAAUUAGUCUCAAUAAUUGAGAGUUAAGCUGUUAUCGGAAUACCAAUAAGAUGCUGGAUGGAGCGAAAUGUAUCAAUUUUCCAGUCAUUUAAAAUGUUACCAGGUCUCUAUUACCGCAGCAGCAAUUAUAGAGAAAAUUUCUCUGAAAGCAGCUUCUGUGCAAAGUACAAAUGGCAACUGAAACAACCGUUGUUCACAAAUUGAAAACACAUUUUCAAGCUCUGAACUAGAAGAAUUUAUAGAAGAAUGUAACCCACCCUCACAAAUGUAUUUAAUUUUGAAUUCUUUUGCAAUUUGAUCACUAGUUAUAUGGCUUUUACUGUAUAGGCACAUGAUGAAGAAUUUGCUUCUGUCUCUUGAGAUCAAAUAUUAUAUAUGUAUAUUUUUUAUAAUUUUUUUCUUUCUAAAAGCAUUUUAAAAUUUGCUACUUGCAUUUUGGACUUUUUGCAUGUUUAAAAAUGAACUUAUAAUAAUGUGUUUUUCUGAAAAGUGAUUUAAAAAAGAAUGUCAUAUUUCUCUCUCAGUUUGAUACAUAGCUAGUUUAUACAGGGUAUCCUAAAAGAUAAUUUAUAAACUUUAAAAAUAGAUCAGGCAUAUAGAAACAAGUCAUUUCUAUUUGUGGAUGUAGAAUCUCCAGCACAAAGGGCAACCUGUAUGUGUGGUCAGAUAGUAAUUUUGAUGCAAUAUCAAUUACAAAUCUUUUAAUUAUUGAACGUAGCUCUACUUAAAAAAAUGUCAUUAAAUUUCACAUGAACUGUCAAAAAUACUUAAAAUAACUCUGAAAAAAUGAAAUUCAGUUUUUUUUUCAGAAGGAUACAUACAUUAAAAAAACCCACAGAAAAUAAUUUUAGAAAGCUUUUUUGACUUAUUUAUAUUAAAUUACUAAAAAACACAGUAAAAUAUGAAAAAAAAAAUUAGGUUUAUUACAUAAUUUCAAAUUAAUCAACAAAAAAUGAAGCAUUCUGAAAUCUGUCUGAUGUAUGCCAAUUGAAAACAUUGACAGAUAAAGUAAAACAGACUGUAGAAAGCAUCCAAUUUAGCAUUUUAAUUGAAAUGUAACUGCUUUAUGAAAAGAAUGCUGAAAAAUAAUGAGUUGAAAGGAUUUUUCAUAAGACUGUCUGCUGGAUAAAUGUUUUGUAUUUUAACAUUCAUGCAAUAUGCUAUUAUGUAUUUGAAUUUAUUGUAUCUUUUUCUUUUAUCCUAUUCACUGGCGAAAAAUCCAUUGUAAAGAUCACCUUUUACAUUUGUAAUCCCAUAUUCUGUUGUAAAAAUGAUUUUUUCUGUAUGCCUGAUCUUUUUAAAUUUGCCCUAGGAGUUUUUUCACCCCUUUUGAUUGAUAAGAAAAUGAGUUUUUACUUAUCUCAUUCUGUCUUCAUUGAGAGCUUAUGUAUUUCUCACCAGUGAUUUGAGAGCUUUAAACUGAUAUGUUGCACUUGUAGUUUCAAAGUUUUUUUUAAUGCCAGGAAUAUUUCAUUUGUUGUGGAAUUAAAAGUUUAUAUUAGUGAGCUAAAAAUAAUGUAGCUAUUUUUUUUAUGAGAUGUAAUACUAUUAUAGAUGUCUCCAUUAGUAUUAUUUUGUUGUUUCAUUGAAAUUUUAAUUUUUUCUUUUGGUUGUUGCAAGGUAACUUAGUAUUAUGUUUUAUUGUUAGUACAUUUUUUAUAAAA
This is a messenger RNA of Argiope bruennichi, 3021 nucleotides long. Its product is annotated as transmembrane protein 272-like. The record is from RefSeq and is a predicted model, not a curated record. The transcript is spliced from 6 exons. Bases 40 to 777 code for a protein of 245 amino acids. Lineage: Eukaryota; Metazoa; Arthropoda; Arachnida; Araneae; Araneidae.